Purpureocillium takamizusanense is the source of this 1337-nucleotide messenger RNA. RefSeq lists its product as uncharacterized. The record is from RefSeq and is a predicted model, not a curated record. The transcript is spliced from 4 exons. The coding region runs from base 1 to 1296 and encodes 431 amino acids. Gene Ontology annotation, molecular function: oxidoreductase activity, acting on NAD(P)H. Lineage: Eukaryota; Fungi; Ascomycota; Sordariomycetes; Hypocreales; Ophiocordycipitaceae.
AUGAGUGGCGCAUCCGAAAGCAGCUGGGCCGGGGAGGCCGGUGGUAAGCCCAUCAUCAUACCGGUUCCAAAAGACCAGCGCGCAUAUUGGGAGCAGAACGUUCCCCAACAGCAGGAUGCGCUUCUGCUGCACGGCCCCGGGCAAGCAUACCGCCUUCACCGGAACCAUUCUGUCCCACAACUGGUCGGAGACAACGAAGUCCUGGUGAAGGCAGCCGUCAUUGGACUGAACCCGAUUGACUGGAAGGCGCCUGAUUAUAACUUUGGGAUCUCCGAGUUCCCGUUCAUGUCUGGAAGAGAGCUCUCUGGAACCAUAUGUUGCGUGAACGCAGCUGGCUCUCGAGUUUUGGUGGGCGAUAGAGUCAUAGCCAUUUCGACCGACUACCGAGACUAUCGCAAGAGCGCCUACCAGCUUUAUGUCGUAGCGUCGGACUACAACGUUGUUCGAGUCCCGCGGGGCGUCUCACUGGACGAGGGGGCCUCCAUCGGCGUCGCGUUUGUCACAUCCGCCCUGGCAUUGGGUAUUUGCCUCGGGGUCGACUUUUCUCACGUGCUGGGAGGACCAGACCUAUUCCGGCUCGUCAGGGGUGUCGAUGUUGCGGGCAUCCCCGACGACGUCAGUCGUGAGACGUUGAGUUCACUUGACGAGCACGAGAGGGCGCAGCCUGGCGACUGGCUCGCAAUCUGGGGCGGGUCCGCGACGUCUGCCAACUUGACGAUACAGCUGGCAAAGCUUGCAGGGCUGCGUGUGGUUGUCAUUGUCGACCAGGCAAAGCACGGCUCCUGGAUCAGCCAACACUCGUCCAUCCGCCCCGACCUCUUGGUCGACAGCCACGACAACGACCGUGCGGUCGAGGUCAUCCGCGCCAGCACGGGUGGCAAGCUGCACUUUGGCAUCGACACGCGGGGCAGGGAGUCGGCAACUCACUUGCUUCGCGCUCUUGCACGAGGGCCCGUCUCGGAUAGCAGUGAUACGUUUGUUGUGUCGCCGCCAUCCACUCCACCCCGCCUCGAUCCGAAUCGGUUGCGGCGGGGGCAUCUGGUGGGAUUGACGGGGCUGCCCAAGGAGAACAUCCCGCCGUCCGUUGCACUGCAUACUGUUCCGAUCAAACUGUUCCACGAGGUGCCCGCGGUGGGCAGGGCGUUGACCUCCUGGCUGGAGCAAUUGCUGGAGGCCGGCCGAAUCUCUGCGCCCCGCAUCAUUGCCGUGGAACAUGGGUUAGAAAGGGUGAACCCGGCGCUUGACAGGAUGAGAAGGGGGGAGAUCAGCGGGGGAAAGCUCGUCGUUCGCGUGUGAGAUGUGGCGGCGCCGAGACGCGUAUUAUCAGUAGAGGAGCC